AUGCGUGGCUUGUUGUAUAUUGACAUCUCUUAUAAUGAGUUGCAGGGUCCUAUUCCUGAUAGCAAAACAUUUAAAGAUGCUCCAUUUGAGGCAGUAGAAGGGAACAAAGGCUUGUGUGGUGAUGUUAGAGGACUACAGUCAUGCAAACUCUCCUCUACUCAUAUCUCAAAAGGAUCCCACAAAGUCGUAAUUUAUAUCAUUUACCCUCUUUUAGGAGCACUUUCACUUCUGCUUGCUUUCUUUGGAAUUUCCUUGAUUUUGAAAAGAAGAAAAAAAGAGUGGCAAACAAAACAAAGCGAUGUGAAUAACAAAGAAUUGCUUAUGAUAUCAACCUUUGAUGGAAAAAUAUUGUAUGAAGAAAUCAUAAGAGUAACUAAUGAUUUUGAUGCCAUACAUUGUAUUGGGGAAGGAGGAAAUGGAAGCGUCUGCAAAGCAAAACUUCCAUCGGGUGAUGUUGUAGCUGUGAAGAAGCUUCACUCAUCACCACCUGAUGAUGCGACGACUUAUCCCAAGGAGUUUUUGAAUGAGAUAAGGGCAUCGACAGAGAUAAGACAUCGAAAUAUUGUGAAACUUUAUGGUUUCUGUUCACAUCCACGACACUCAUUUCUAAUUUACAAUGUGUCUCACGCCUUGUGUUACACGCACCAUGACAUCUCCCCGCCAAUUAUUCAUCGAGACAUAUCAAGCAAUAACAUUUUGCUUGAUGGAGAAUAUGAGGCGCAUAUUUCAGACUUUGGCACUGCAAAACUUCUAAAGCCAGAUUCAUCUAAUUGGACUGCCCUUGCAGGAACAUACGGAUAUAUAGCACCAGAACUUGCUUACACAAUGGAGGUGACUGAGAAAUGUGAAGUAUAUAGCUUUGGAGUGUUAACGCUAGAAGUGAUCAAAGGAGAGCAUCCGGGUGAUUUCAUUUCUCGUCUAUUGUCUCCAUCAGUUAUGGAAGAAGUAGAGCUGAAAGAUGUAUUGGACCAGCGCCUUGCACCUCCCCCGAGUCAUUUUGAGGAUGAAUUGAUAAACAUCUUAAAGUUUGCAAGUGCUUGCUUGAAUGCCAAUCCACAAUCUAGGCCAACCAUGCAAGUGAUUUCUCAGAGAUUAUAAACCCACAGUGCCUCCUAUAAGGCAUUGAACCUUCAGUCACGCUAGGAUUAGUAAAUAACAUGUAAAGGCCCAA
Quercus lobata is the source of this 1171-nucleotide messenger RNA. RefSeq names its product MDIS1-interacting receptor like kinase 2-like. Gene Ontology annotation, biological process: protein phosphorylation. Lineage: Eukaryota; Viridiplantae; Streptophyta; Magnoliopsida; Fagales; Fagaceae. The transcript has 3 exons. The coding region runs from base 1 to 1098 and encodes 365 amino acids. Gene Ontology annotation, molecular function: ATP binding; protein kinase activity. The record is from RefSeq and is a predicted model, not a curated record.